AAAUAUCUCUCUUGCAACACAUCCCGUGACUACGCGCCUGCGCCCGCCCCCAUCGCCCUCAACCCCGUCGGCCUCUCUCUUCCCCUCCGCAUGCUGCCCCCGCACCGCCGCCCACUCCCGGUCGCUCCCACGUUCCGGGCCGCCGCUGUGCCCACUGUCUUGGCCGGCGCCGGCUCCUACCAGCACCCCGAUGUCCACCUCUGCCACCGGCCACGCUCACGCUUUGGUCCACCGCCGGCCGCGCCCAUGUCGAUGGCCACUGCCUGCUUCCGCCCUAACGCCAAUGACCCGCUGCAGGAUGCCUUCCACGCCGUGUGCCCCCACCGUCGGCUGCCCACGCUGAUGGCCGCUGACUGCUCCUGCCGAACGCGUUCACAGAAAGGGGAGGUUGGGAACUUUGGCAACUGGACUUUGGUCAAUGGCGCUGGCUGCGUUUUCUCCUCCACCACCAGUCUUGGCUUGAUCCGCUCCUCUUUUAGUCAAGUAUGCUAUUCCUUCAUUUUGGACCCACCUACACUUUCUCAGAUAACCAACGCAUGGUAUCGAAGGUGGAAUUGAUAUAGCACUGUGCAGGUGGCCAGGUGAUGAACCAAGAGGGCUCAAAUCCAAGCUGUGAUGUGGCGAUGAUGAGCAACUUGCACAAGAACCCAGA
Messenger RNA from Oryza brachyantha (malo sina), 652 nucleotides. RefSeq lists its product as uncharacterized. The record is from RefSeq and is a predicted model, not a curated record. The coding region runs from base 91 to 558 and encodes 155 amino acids. Lineage: Eukaryota; Viridiplantae; Streptophyta; Magnoliopsida; Poales; Poaceae. The transcript has 4 exons.